AUGACAAGCCCUGCAUGUAUCAAAGAUGUACAACGGCUCACCGGGAAGCUCACGGCUUUGUCUCGGUCCCUCGGAGCCUCGGCUGAAAGGGCCAUCCCAUUCUUCAACAUAAUGAAGAAAGGAAUCACCUUUGAGUGGACCCAGGAGUGUGAAGAAGCAUUCAACCACUUUAAGAAGAUACUGUCGGAGCCUCCCAAAACUCGAUCGUCAAUACUUUAUCAGCAAAAUACUUCAAGGGGCAGAGACGAGGUAUACCAAAUUGGAAAAGCUAGCCUACGCCCUACUAAUUUCAUCAAGAAGGCUAAAACAAUACUUCCAAGGGCAUACAAUCAUUCUGAGAACCGACCAAGCCAUCUGACAAGUCCUCCAAAAACCCGACCUAGCGGGAAGAAUGAUGGCAUGGGCAGUGGAGCUAUCCCAAUUUGA
Arachis duranensis is the source of this 426-nucleotide messenger RNA. RefSeq lists its product as uncharacterized. The transcript is spliced from 2 exons. Lineage: Eukaryota; Viridiplantae; Streptophyta; Magnoliopsida; Fabales; Fabaceae. Bases 1 to 426 code for a protein of 141 amino acids. The record is from RefSeq and is a predicted model, not a curated record.